UUUGUCGGAAUGUGGAUGUGGAAAAAAUAAAAACAGCCGGCUUUUCUUUUCCUCGGUUCGUUAUCCUUCCCCCCGGUCCGGUUCGGUUGGGUUCGGUUCGGUUGUUGUCGUCGUCACCUCGGUGCAGUUUGCAGACAUGGCGAAUGUAGUGGACACCAAACUCUACGACAUCCUCGGAGUUUCUCCUACGGCUACCGAGAACGAGCUGAAAAAGGCGUAUCGCAAGCUGGCGAAAGAAUAUCACCCUGAUAAGAAUCCCAAUGCAGGAGACAAGUUUAAGGAGAUCAGCUUUGCGUACGAGGUGUUGACUAACCCUGAGAAGAAGGAGCUGUAUGACCGGUAUGGAGAGCAGGGCCUGCGUGAAGGAGGAGGAGGAGGAGCCGGGAUGGAGGACAUUUUCUCCCACAUUUUCGGUGGAGGUCUGUUUGGGUUCAUGGGCGGUCAGAGCAGCAGGAACCGAAACGGGGGACGGCGGAGGGGAGAGGACAUGGUGCAUCCGCUCAAGGUGUCAUUAGAAGAUCUUUACAACGGCAAAACCACCAAACUCCAGCUGAGCAAGAACGUCCUGUGUAGCGCCUGCAACGGUCAGGGGGGGAAGACGGGCGCGGUGCAGAAGUGUACGGCGUGCAGAGGCAGAGGGAUGAGGAUCAUGAUCAGACAGCUGGCUCCUGGUAUGGUCCAACAAAUGCAGACGGUGUGUAACGACUGCAGUGGCGAAGGUGAGGUGAUCAGUGAGAGGGACCGGUGCAAACAGUGCGAGGGCCGUAAGGUGUGUAAGGAGGUGAAGACGCUGGAGGUGCACGUGGAUAAGGGAAUGAGACACGGGCAGAAGAUCACGUUCAGUGGAGAAGCGGAUCAGUCUCCCAACACCGAUCCUGGAGAUAUUAUACUGGUGCUGCAGGAGAAGGAACACGAGGAGUUCCGCAGAGAAGGUAAUAACCUGCACAUGUGCCAGACAAUCGGCCUGGUGGAGGCGCUGUGCGGCUUCCAGCUCACUGUCACACACCUUGAUGGGCGACACCUCCUCAUCAAAUACCCUGCUGGAAAGGUCAUCGAGCCAGGUGCUAUGAGGGUGGUGCCUGGAGAGGGAAUGCCGGAGUACAGGAACCCGUUUGAGAAAGGAGAUCUCUACAUCAAGUUUGACGUUCGGUUCCCGGAUAGCGGCUGGCUCAGUACCGAGAAACUAACCGAACUGGAGUAUCUGUUACCGUCACGUGACGAGGACGCCGUCAUCACGGCUGACACGGAGGAGGUCGACCUACAGGAGUUCGAUGUGAGUCAGGGGUCAUCUGGAGGUCAACGGCGUGAGGCCUAUAACGACAGCUCGGAUGAGGAGGGCGGUCCUCACGGGCCAGGGGUGCAGUGCGCCCACCAGUAACAUGUCUCUCACACACACACACACACACACACACACACACAGAGCUCAGUCACAGUGCAUCUCACCUGGAACAAAACCUCCGCCUCCUCUUCUCCAGCCCAGACCUGCCAUCCUUCACGCGUUUUGUGUCCGAGCUCCGUAUCUUAACGUCAGACCACACCGCUACGUGAUUCGCCUCAAAAAUACGCGGUCUUCUUUUUCCUUGCGCUAAAAGCGACAGCUGUGAAUCCGGAAUGAUUGACGGUUGGGUAGAUGUACAUCGGUUGAUCUAAAGCUGCGUUUACAGUUGAUGUGAGCGGCCAUUUUGAAUUGAAUGCGCUUGCUGAACUCGGAAUUCGAGAGACCGCCCCGAGUUCCCAACUUGGAAUUCCUUGGGAAUCGAGGGGAUGGAAAUUUUACCUAGUCGGAGGUCGCAAAUUGUGAGUUACGAUCUUUUUUUCUUUCUUUUUUUUUUUCCCUCAAAUGCAGCGUAACUGACCCCCUGGAGGCCCCGCCCCUUACACCCAUACUACGUUAGUAAUUGGUUAUUUCACCUUGAUUUUCCUGCCAUGAUGCGGUGUCCUCACUUCCUGUCACAGUAAAUGGGGAAUGAUUUGACUUCAACACUGUGUGUGUGUUUGUAUGUGUGUGUGUGUGUUUGUAUGUGUGUGUGUGUGUGUGUGUGUGUGUGUGUGUGUGUGUGUGUGUGUGUGUGUGUGUGCGCGUGCACACAACGCACUCCAGUUUCUACCUUACGUAAUGUGUGAAAGGACGAUAUCGGAAAUGUGCUGCGUUUCCAUGGAGAUGGCAGGUCUGUGAUCUCUUGUACCCCCGUCUCAUCUCCUCUCCUCUCAUCCCUCCGUCCUGUAAACCGCCGAAUGCACACUGAAUAACUCCUUCACUUCGACUAAGACUGGAAUGCUAAACUAGAACCUCCAUCUUCCAUUCCAAUAAAGAAACGUUCACGCGUUUUAAACGAAUAACAAGAAGCAAAGAAAAGAUAUAUAGAAUGGGUUGUUUUUAAUUCAUUACCACCGACAUUAUCAUUGUAGACUUUUAUAUACUGUAUAUGUUACUGAAUAUUUAAACUUUAAAGCAAUUGUGUAUAGGAUUUAAGUUAUAAUCUCACACACAUACACACACACUUCUGAAACAGUGCCAGAAUCAAGACAACACAUUGUCGAAAAGUUCAAUAAAAGAGUUUACGUGUGUAAUA
Molecule: messenger RNA, 2573 nt
Organism: Ictalurus punctatus (channel catfish)
Lineage: Eukaryota; Metazoa; Chordata; Actinopteri; Siluriformes; Ictaluridae
Gene: dnaja2b
Product: DnaJ heat shock protein family (Hsp40) member A2b
Exons: 9
Coding region: 137-1378 (413 amino acids)
Biological process (GO): response to heat; protein refolding
Cellular component (GO): cytosol; cytoplasm
Molecular function (GO): Hsp70 protein binding; ATP binding
Source: RefSeq, a predicted model, not a curated record